AGGCAGAAGGACCGAAGUACACUGCUGAGGGGAGCAGCGGGCAGCAGGAGAGGUCUGCGCACCACGUGGGACCUGCCUCUGGUGGCUGGGGAGCAGCCGGGGAUCGAACCGGCGCUGCAGAGGCUGUGGGCAGCUUCGCAGCCCAGCGCUCAACUGCUGCGCCACCAGGGGAAGCCCUAGCAGAUACUUUUUUGGAUGCAAAAAUAAAAAAGUGCAAUAAAUUACCAGUAAUAAAAUCAGAAACCCAUGUUUUCUUCCUGAAACUUUUUCACUACCUGUAUACUUACCAGUGUACAUAUUGUAAGGAAAGUCCGCUCCCGGGUCAGACGGCCUUAAUUUUCCUGAUAAAUCCAAAACAUGGGGGGGAAGGGGCUUAAGUUGACACUGUUUGGGUAACCAGUGGAGGAGGCAGGUUUUAUCAUUCAGCAAACACUUUGUAUGUUCUUGUGUGUCUGGGCAUUGUGCGAGGCUCUGGGGAUGUCAGGAGAGCUCAGCCGAGUAGGGAAGAGAAUUCAUAUUUUCAAGAUGGAACUUUAGACCAAGCUAAACAACAGCAAAUACUGCCACUGGUACUCUGACCAUCUAUACAGUACAUGGUCCUAGUGAAUUUAGAGGUCUACAAUAGAGUAGAAACAGGUCUCAUACUAGAUGUUAGAAAGAUAACUGACUUGUAGUAUGGGCUUUAGGCAGUGUAGAGGCAGAGAAGCCAGCAUUAUUUUUGCUAGAUUCUAAAGAACAGGAGGACAAAGACCCUAUCAGCCACACUGUACCAUCCGUUGCUCCUGCUAUUGUGUUGCUAAAAUAUGAAAAAAAGUUUUAGAAUCAAUGAAACUACUAUAAAAUGAACUAAGUUUCAAAAGUAUUAAACUAGAAAGGGAAGUAAGGAGAUUGAGAGCUAUUGCACAUAUUUGACCUUGGACUUUGCUACUUAAUAGCUUUCUUAAAACAAAUUCCUAGAAAUAUACCCCUUUUCACUUGGUAUUAAGCUGGACUGAGAUCACAUACUUUAAAACACUUUGUAACUUGUUGCUGGUCAUAUGUUGGCCUGACAUAACUGUUGGGGGCGUGGGAGCUACCAUUAAUCCCAGUCUUGCUUAGAAAGGGGUGUUUGUUUAGUAAUAAGGACUGGCUCCGAACUCCUGCCUCUGCAUAAAUUGGUGAGCAGGACAUCUGGUGAACACGAAAUACCCUUCUGGCCAGCCUCAGGUGAAGGAGCACCUUUCUGUAUUUUUUCCUAGUCUGAUAGAUUGUUUUCCAAGAAUUUGGAUUUCUUGGGCUGUGCUAAUUAACCUCCCUCUUCAGCUGAAGGAGAAGAAACAUGAAUGGAUAUUAGGGAGACACCAUCAGCCUUGGUGACUUGGUAAUAUAAAGGCUGUUGUUGCUUCCAGACAUGCCCAAUGCAGAGAAGACCUUUUCAAUCUGGGGGAAAGAAAGUUUCAACACAAUGUACAAAGCACCUCUUCGCCCAGGUGUUCUCUGAAGUGACACUACCUAGGUUACAUCCACUGGGAAAACAAGAUGAUACUUCCCUGAUAAAGGCUGUUAUUAAAUGACCAAUGAUGGAGUAUGUGAUGUGGGCCCAGCUAGUCUAGGAGGUGAUGUUGAUUCACCUUCAUUCAUUAAGACUGAUAGAGAGACUGACCCAUGCUCAUGCAAGGAAGGGGAACAGACAUUUUUUUUGACAUUUUUUCAAGUCAGGGUCCCCUCCUAAAAGUGACCAAGCCUUCCCCGCCCAUUCUCCAGACUUGCCCAGACAUGUAGUUGCUGCCCAGGGAGCUGACGCUCCUCCCCAAACAAACUUGAUCUUGUACAAUAGAUUCAGUAAAUCUGGCCUUUCCUCUCUGCGUCGGAUUUCUGUCUUCUCUCCCUUUCCCGUGCCUUCUAUGCUGUCUUCUGCAGGUCUCCACUAUGUCAGGGAAGGAUUCCCAUGCCGUGGCCUCCCACUCUGAGAAGCCAGGACUCUUGCCCUGUGGAUCCUGUGACAUGGUUUUCCGCUCCUGGGCCCUGUUGGCCACCCACACUCAGCGUUUCUGCAUUGGCCGUCUGACCCGGGAGCGGACAAAUGGAGCGCGGCCUUCAGUAGCCACUGAACCACGAGAUCCCACGGUUGUACCACAAGAACACCGGGGUCUGUCAGACCAGAUCAGCAAAUCGACUCUCAAGAAGCUGACCGAAGAGGUGCAGCAGCUGCGGCUGUACCUUCAAGACCGGCAACCCUGGCUCACAGAGGGGCCCCGGAGGCGGUCGGAGGCGCCGGGUCAGGCCUCCGCCCCCGAGGAUGCGCGGAGCCCCGGCGCGCGGCUGCGUGCGCUGCGCCGGACACAUGCGAGGCGCGUGGCGGAGACGGAAGCGCAGAGCCAGGCCCUGGAGCGACGCAGCGAGGAACUGAACCAGCGCCUCCAAGCUUUGAUUCAGACCCAGGGCGGAAAAUCACAACUGGUCGUCAUGGAGCGGGAGCUGCAAGAACUCCGGGCAGAGGCCGGGCGAACGUGGGGCGCUCUGGAGGCGUUAGGAGCGCACAUUCAGCAGCUGCAGCCCGAACCUGGGAACCGGCCGGACGCCUUGCGAGAGGCAGAACUCUGUUGUCCGAUACUACAGGCCAGCCCCGGGACUCUGACUGCAGAAAUCGGGACCCUCCGUGAAGCCUACAUUCGAGGUGGGGGCCGGGACCCCAGCGUUCUGGGCCAGAUGUGGCAGUUGCAAGUGGAGGCAUCAGCUCUGGAACUGCAGCGGUCGCGGAACCGCAGGGGAAGACUGGCAGGUGGCACAUCAGGGGAGCUUCUAAUAGUGGAGGCGGAAAACCGGCGCCUGGAGGCGGAAAUCCUGGCCUUGAAGAUGCAGAGGGGCACAGGCCGACCUCCUUGGGGGCCUGAGGAGACUCGAUUUGUGGCGGAUCCUGGACCACGGUUGAGGAGGGGAGAUCCCCCACUCCCACCACGUGUGGCUCCUCCACUUCCACCAUUUCCACCACCCAUAGGCGUCUUCUUGGGUGGCACAGAAAAAGCUCCACAGCUUCCCAGAACCAGGACCACAAACCUGAGUCUGGAUUCACACUUCCUCCUGCCCAUAUCGGACGUUCUGGGCCCUGCACCCUAUGAUCCUGGGGCUGGGCUGGUCAUUUUCUAUGACUUCCUGCGAGGCCUUGAAGCUUCUUGGAUUUGGGUGCAACUGAUUACUGGCUUGGCUCGGGACGGCCAGGAUACAGGAGGAACCACAGCAUUGCCCCCAGCCCUUUGCUUACCCCCACCUCCAGCUCCUGGGCCAGUGGGCAACUGUGCCAUCCUUGCCAGCAAGCAGCCUGUACCUAGACUGCCACCCUCACCGUCAGUGUCCUUGAUCUGUGAGCUGCAGGCCUGGCAGGGGCUGGCAUGGUCUAGAGCACCAGAGCUAAAGGCCUGGACCUCACUACUGAUAUUUGACCGGGAACAGAGAGUGCUAAGUGGCCGUUGGCGUCUCCCACUUCGGGCGCUUCCUCUGGAUGCCAGUCUUAGCCUUGGGCAGCUGAAUGCGAUUCCCCAGGUAGGUCAGACUGAGCUCUUUCUGCGAUUGGUGAAUGCCAGAGAUGCUAGUGUCCAAACACUGGCUGAGAUCAAUCCAUCAAGUGCCCAUGAAUAUCAAUACCCACCUAUGGUAUCCACCUCAUCUUCACUGGAAGCCAGCUCCUUUGCCCCAAUAGCUGGCUUUGUGGAUCCCCCUCCUCCUACAGAAGAACCCUUAACUGGCAUCAAGGAUAGGGGACUUGGGUCCUGGCAGUUUUGA
This is a messenger RNA of Talpa occidentalis (Iberian mole), 3759 nucleotides long. RefSeq names its product coiled-coil domain containing 17 (gene CCDC17). The record is from RefSeq and is a predicted model, not a curated record. NCBI's taxonomy places the organism in Eukaryota, Metazoa, Chordata, Mammalia, Eulipotyphla, Talpidae.